Molecule: messenger RNA, 624 nt
Organism: Aspergillus fischeri NRRL 181
Lineage: Eukaryota; Fungi; Ascomycota; Eurotiomycetes; Eurotiales; Aspergillaceae
Product: putative GPI anchored protein
Exons: 2
Coding region: 1-624 (207 amino acids)
Source: RefSeq, a predicted model, not a curated record
AUGCGUCCCUUGCAGUUCCUCGCUCUUUCUGGCCUCAUGCUCGCGAGCAACAUCGCUCUCGCAGCCGAGCUCGACCGUGACGAUGUCCCUAAUCGCUGCUGGGACGUCUGCAGUUCUGUGGUGGGCAUCGCCCAGCAGUGCGACAACACGCAUCGCGACGAUGACAGGGCGGAGAUGAACUGCAUUUGCAACUGGAACCAGGCACCUACUUUGGUUCCCCUCUGCGAAGCAUGCAUCUCCCAGUUCAGAAACGACACCCGCAAUGGCACUCGCCAUGACAAUGACCGUGACGAUGACCAUGACCAUGACCGUGACGACCGCAGAGGGCCCCAUGACAAUGAUGCAUAUGACAUUCUCACCUCCUGCUCCUUCUCCACUACUACUUAUAACGCGGCCGCUGCAACCUCUAUCCUGAGCACUGCUUCGGGUAGUAUAACCCCAACUGCGACGAACAAUGCCGGCGGUUCGACUGGAUCCGGCGGUAAUACUGAUAACUCGCAGUCCGGCAACACCAACAAUGGCGGCAGCGCUCAACCGAACAACAAUGCAGCGGCUGGCUCUACAGUCCCGAAAGCUGCGUCCGUGGCGGCCGUUGUGGGAUUGAUCGGUCUUGCUUGGCUGUGA